Messenger RNA from Haplochromis burtoni (Burton's mouthbrooder), 423 nucleotides. Its product is annotated as CD209 antigen-like. The record is from RefSeq and is a predicted model, not a curated record. The annotation marks the transcript as partial. NCBI's taxonomy places the organism in Eukaryota, Metazoa, Chordata, Actinopteri, Cichliformes, Cichlidae. The transcript is spliced from 3 exons.
UCUCUCAAUGAAUAACAAACUUUCCUCAAUAACCGAGGAGAGAGACCUUCUAAAUGCAACUGUCUCUGUAGUGAGUAACCAACUUUCUUCUAUGACUGAGGAGAGAGACCUGCUGAAGGCCAACCUCACUGAAAUGACCAAAGAGCUGGAGAGACUGCAGAGUUUAUUCAACCAGAAGAAAACCUGUCCUACAGGAUGGAGAAAGUUCAGUUGUAGCUGUUAUCUCCUGUCUGAAAACUCUGGUUCCUGGCAAUCAGCUAGAAAACACUGCACAGACCAAGGAGCAGAUCUGGUGGUGAUAGACAGCCCUGAAGAACAGAUCUUCAUUGCUUCAUUCACCCAGAAACGGACUUGGGUUGGUUUAAAUGACAUAGAACAAGAGGGAACAUGGAAAUGGGUAGACGGAACGCCUCUGACUCUGCA